This is a messenger RNA of Cercospora beticola, 2589 nucleotides long. RefSeq names its product mannosyl-oligosaccharide glucosidase (gene CWH41). Gene Ontology annotation, biological process: protein N-linked glycosylation; oligosaccharide metabolic process. The record is from RefSeq and is a predicted model, not a curated record. Gene Ontology annotation, molecular function: Glc3Man9GlcNAc2 oligosaccharide glucosidase activity. Gene Ontology annotation, cellular component: endoplasmic reticulum membrane. Lineage: Eukaryota; Fungi; Ascomycota; Dothideomycetes; Mycosphaerellales; Mycosphaerellaceae.
GCGAUCCAUUGAGCUCAUCUGAGCUUUUCUUUUAACAACGACAAUGGUCAAAACGUGGAGUGUCAGCUCGUUGCUGACUGCCACUUGUGCUGCACUGGUUGCAGCAGAAGACAGCUCCGUCUUCAGCAAGGCUUCGAACGACAGCUUGCUAUGGGGUCCGUAUCGACCUAAUUUGUACUUUGGCGUUCGGCCGCGAGUGCCGAAAUCGAUCCUCACAGGACUUCUCUGGGCACGAGUGGAAGAUUAUACAUCUGUACAGAAUGAUGUACGAUAUACGUGCGAACAGCAUGCUGGCAUGGCUGGUUAUGGCUGGGACGCCUACGAUCCAAGAACUGGCGGUGUUCAGACUGUGCAUGACAAAGGCAAUGGCAUCGACAUCGAGACGAGCUUUGUCAAGUUUGAAGAUGGUAAAGGCGGAUGGGGUGCAAGAAUCAAAGGCACACCUCGAGAAGAUGCUGAGAGGAGAGAGGGCAGCACAGGUGGUCCAGACACCAUGAAAACUGCAGUAUGGUUCACUGUCAGUGCCGAGGGUCUGGGAAGCAUCGAACCUCUAGGCGCUGAGGCUGCUGAAGAGACGGGCUAUGAGGGCGAUGUGAUACUUCAAGGCGAGACACCAUCGCUUGGUGAAUUCCGGCUAGUUGUCACGGAGCCUGAAGGACAGGCGCAUCCCGUGCACAACCACGAGUCGUAUGCGAGCAAGCCUCUAGACCGCACUCUCGUGUACUCUCAGAAAGUCCAGGAGCAGGCUCUGUGGCAAUCAAAGCCACUUCUCUUUCAAUCUCUGAAAAAUACCAUCGAUGCGUAUCUCGAGGAAUACACACAGGAAAGAAUGCCUCCUCCGUGGCAGACUUAUACCAUUCAGAACAAGCCUGGCCCUGGCAACAUGCAUAUCGUGCAGAAAACCUUCGAGGGUCCAUUCGAGUUCGACGUCCUCUUCACACCCAACACUGCCAGCAAGCCUGCCACCUCUGAGCAGCUUAGCAAAUCCCUCAAGACUGUCCUUGAUUCUUUCGAGGAGAAGUAUCUCGAAGUACACAAGCCAGCGGCGCCUUUCACUGAGGAGAAGUGGCUCGGCUUCAGCAAGUCACUCUUCAGUAACCUGAUUGGAGGCAUCGGAUACUUCUAUGGCGAGCAAGUGAUCGAUCGAUCCUAUGCGCCAGAGUACGAGGAGGAGAACGAGGGAUUCUGGGAGGAAGCUGAACAAGCUCGCGCCCGCAACGAACAGAAGCCCGAAGGCCCAUACGAGCUGUUCACUUCCGUUCCAUCACGGCCUUUCUUUCCUCGUGGCUUCCUCUGGGACGAAGGAUUCCACCUGCUCCCAAUCCUGGACUGGGACACCGAAAUUGCGAUGCAGAUUGUUAGCUCGUGGUACAACACAAUGGACGAAGAUGGGUGGAUUGCUCGUGAACAGGUUCUUGGCGCUGAAGCACAAAGCAAGGUGCCUGCUGAGUUCCUCACUCAGUACCCUCACUACGCCAAUCCUCCCACCCUGUUCAUGGUCGUUGAAGCGAUUCUCGACAAGAUUGAUCACAAGGCGGGUUCUGGUGCUGAGCUGAAUGUCAAGUCGCUUGGACAUGUUGCAGGUCACCACGUUGCCAGCCCGGAAUCGAUCAAAGCGUGGUUCAAAGAGCUUUACCCUCUCUUGCAGCGCAACUUUGACUGGUACCGUAAGACGCAGUAUGGAGACAUGAAGACCUACGAGCGUAAUGCCUUCAGCUCCAAAGAGGGCUAUAGAUGGCGUGGACGUACUCCACGUCAUAUCUUGACUUCUGGUCUCGACGAUUACCCUCGCGCACAGCCACCACACCCAGGUGAGCUUCAUGUCGAUCUGAUCUCUUGGGUCGGUUUGAUGAGUCGCAACAUCCAACGCAUUGCUUCCUACCUUGGUGAGAACGAGGACGCCGCAAAGUACGGCAAGAUCACGGAAGCCAUCCGAAAGAACGUUGAUGAUUUGCACUGGUCGAAGGAGCACAAGACCUACUGUGAUACAAGCAUCGAUGACUACGAAGAAACCGCACACGUCUGCCACAAGGGCUAUAUCAGUAUUUUCCCCCUCAUGACUGGGCUACUCGACGGGAAGCAUGAGCACUUGCCAGCGAUCCUGGAUCUCAUCUCGGACGAAGAGGAGCUCUGGAGUCCUUACGGCAUCCGCAGCUUGAGCAAGAAAGAUGAGCUAUACGGCACUGAUGAGAAUUACUGGAGGAGUCCAGUGUGGAUGCCUUUGAACUACCUGAUCGUCAAGGAGCUAUACAACCUUGCCCAACAGCCUGGACCAGAACAAAAACGCUGCGCCAAGUUGUACAGCGAACUGCGCAAGAAUCUCGUCACCACAGUGUAUAACUCGUGGCUCGAGACUGGCUUCGCGUGGGAACAAUAUAACCCUGAGACAGGAGCUGGCCAACGCACCCAGCACUUUACAGGAUGGACGAGCUUGGUUGUCAAGAUCAUGGCUAUGCCUGAAAUUACAGGAAAAGCCAAGGGCGGCCAUGAUGAGCUGUAGCCUAUAUAGACAGUAAGUAAGUGAUGUCUAGAGACAUAGAAGCGAUCCAAGAGCUCCCAGACCGUGCUCGUUUGAUUUGUGAGCCUCAG